Molecule: messenger RNA, 1882 nt
Organism: Calliphora vicina (urban bluebottle blowfly)
Lineage: Eukaryota; Metazoa; Arthropoda; Insecta; Diptera; Calliphoridae
Gene: SmydA-4
Product: SET and MYND domain containing, arthropod-specific, member 4
Exons: 7
Coding region: 184-1782 (532 amino acids)
Molecular function (GO): protein binding
Source: RefSeq, a predicted model, not a curated record
AGUGAUCAAAAUGUGUGUUGUUUGAGUGCGGAGGCAGUGAAAGUGCGCGAGUGUGUGUGGUAUUUUUUUAUGCGUUCUAAAAAUAAUUAAAAUCGAGUAUAAAUAAAAAAAAUUAUAUUAAACAAUUUGAAGAAAAAAAACUGUAUUUUAUUAUUAAAGCAAAGUUAACAAGUGAAAGUUAAAAUGCCGCAUAAGAAAAAUAAAAACAAGAAAAAGUCUCAUCAUGCACAGGUCAAUACCCCACCUCAAACGGAAACGGCUGCAGAUUUGUGUGAAGAUUUAAAACAAUUGAAUUUAAAUAUGGAGGGUGAAGCUGCUUCGUUGCUCUAUACUAUAGCCAUGUCUGAUAUUUAUGGACGUUAUUUGGUGGCCAAGCGUAAUUUAAAACCUGGAGAGAUCUUGAUCACGGAGAAACCUUUGGUAGUGGGUCCUUGUGUUUCAGGGGAUCCUGUUUGUUUGGGCUGUUAUAUGCCGGUGACUUUGAAGGCGACACAAUAUAGAUGUCCCUCCUGCCAUUGGCCCAUGUGUGGUCCCGCCUGUCGUGGCUUACAUCAGUUGGAGGGUCAUUCCACCUACGAGUGUGAACUUUUCAAAGAAGAGGACACCGCUAAACCCCUUCAAGACACCGCCUCACCGGUCAAAAUUAAAAAUCUCUAUGAAUUGGUGCUGAUUGUGCGUAUACUCCUAAUGAAACAACAUUCAUCGGAGUUGUACAAGCGCAUUAUGGUGAUGGAGUCACAUUUGGAAAUGCGUAAACAAAAUUUAGAGCUGUGGAGUCAUUAUGAAAGUAAUGUAGUGACAUAUUUACUUGACAAUUGGCAUAUGGCGACACAAUUUACGGCCGAAGAAAUCCAUACGAUUUGUGGUAUUUUGGAUGUAAAUUGUUUUGAAAUUGGUCAAAAUUUUGCCAAAGCUCGUACUUUAUAUCCUAGUGCUUUCCUAUUGGCUCACGACUGUUGUCCGAAUACCUCGCACACGGAUGAUCCCAAGACGUAUGAGAUUAUUUUGAGGACAUCGAGGGAGGUGAAGAAGGGGGAGGCUUUGACCUUGAGUUAUGCGUAUACAUUGCAGGGUACCUUGAAACGUCGUGAUUUUAUGCAGGCUGGUAAAUUGUUUUGGUGCUGCUGUAAACGUUGUUCCGAUCCCUAUGAACUGGGCACCGAUUGUAGCGCUAUUAAAUGUAUGAAAUGUAAGAAGGGUCUCAUAAGGGCAACCAAGCCAUUGGAACAAGAGGCGGAGUGGAAAUGCUCCAGCUGCCCUCAAAUUCUGUUGGCCUCUGAGGUUGUGAAACUUUUGGAUAAAAUCAACAAUGAUCUCGAAUCUAAAGAUGUGCAUGAUGUUCCGGGUUUAGAAAACUUUUUGAUAAGAUAUUCUGAAGUUCUGGGACCCCAUCAUUAUCUGCUGUUGUCUGCGAAAUAUUCUCUGUGUCAAUUGUAUGGCAAAAUUGAGAAUUAUUUAUUGCCCCAAAUGUCUUUGGAGGAUUUGCAAAGGAAACAACGAUAUUGUAAGGAAUUUUUGGAGGUUAUUGAUAUAUUAGAGCCGGGUUUAACAAGAUUGAGAGGUUUAAUCAUGUACGAGCUGCAUGCCCCCAUUAUGAUGAUCUCCCAGUAUUUGAUGAUGAACAAUCAAAUUGAUCGCAAACAAUUUAAUCGCAACAUCAAAGAAGUCAUACAACUUUUAAAGGAAAGUGCUUUGAUAUUGAAAAUGGAACCUCCCGGAUCUACUGAACAUCAAAUGGGUCUGGCAGCAGCAGAUGCUUUGGAAAAAAUGGGUGUAAAUUAAAUAGAACUUUAUUGUUUGACACAAAGUUAGGAAAUUUGCAAAGUUUUGUAAAUGUUUUAAAUAAAAGAAAUUAUUUUUUUUAAUCUAUAAAAGACAAUAA